CGUCCUGGGAGGCAUCAUUCCGAAGAUGGCCAUCCGAUUCACAUCCUACGAAACGUACAAGCAAUGGCUCGCGGACAAAGAGACUGGAGCCGUGACCAGCAAGGCCACAUUCCUCGCUGGUCUCUGCGCUGGUGUGACGGAAGCCGUGGCGGUGGUCAACCCAAUGGAAGUGAUCAAGAUCCGUCUGCAAGCACAACACCACAGUCUGUCGGACCCUCUGGACACCCCCAAGUACCGCAGCGCCCCGCACGCCCUGUUCACCGUCAUCCGAGAGGAAGGAUUCAGCACCCUGUACCGCGGUGUCUCGUUGACUGCCCUCCGCCAGGGAACGAACCAGGCAGCCAACUUCACCGCCUACACGGAGCUGAAGGCCUUCCUCCAGCGAAGCCAGCCCGAGUACGCCAACUCGCAGCUUCCGUCCUACCAGACGACCUGCAUCGGAUUGAUCUCCGGUGCCGUCGGACCCUUCUCCAACGCCCCCAUCGACACCAUCAAGACGAGACUGCAGAAGACCCGCGCCGAGCCCGGCCAGUCCGCCGUGACCCGCAUCGUGGUCAUCGCCAAGGACAUGUUCAAGCAGGAGGGUGCCGCCGCUUUCUACAAGGGUAUCACGCCCCGUGUGAUGCGAGUGGCCCCGGGCCAAGCCGUCACGUUCACUGUCUAUGAAUUCCUGAAGGGCAAGCUUGAGCAAUCGCGGUGGCCCUUCGUCGGCGGCACUUUCGAGGAGUAGCGGCGGGGAAAAG
Molecule: messenger RNA, 743 nt
Organism: Aspergillus uvarum CBS 121591
Lineage: Eukaryota; Fungi; Ascomycota; Eurotiomycetes; Eurotiales; Aspergillaceae
Product: putative succinate:fumarate antiporter (Acr1)
Exons: 2
Coding region: 26-730 (234 amino acids)
Biological process (GO): succinate transport; fumarate transport
Source: RefSeq, a predicted model, not a curated record